Molecule: messenger RNA, 999 nt
Organism: Phytophthora sojae
Lineage: Eukaryota; Oomycota; Peronosporomycetes; Peronosporales; Peronosporaceae
Exons: 4
Coding region: 1-999 (332 amino acids)
Source: RefSeq, a predicted model, not a curated record
AUGGAUAUCUUGCAGCACGCAGCAGUAGGGGCCGUCGUGGCUGGCGGUGGGUUGGCCACCGCACAUAAUCUACUUUCUCGGAGACUGAAGGCCCCGAGUUCGCUGGCUCUGUCGCUCGGGAGCUUCGUGGGCGUCUUCCGCUUGCUGGAGGCGACAGGCCGCAAGUUGGCAGCUCGAAACGGACGCCAGAACCCGAAUAAUGCGUCACAAGCGGCAGCAGUCGCUGUUGUCGAGGCGGCAUUGGGACUCAUCCCGGACUUUACGUCACUCGCCGACGCCAAAUACAUCGAUCUUCCGCUGGGGGCAUUGGCGGCCGGGCCACUGAUCGACUCGUGGAUCUACCAGAGCGACGCCAUCGCCAAGUCUCAGUUGGCGGCGCUAGACAGCUUCUGUCAGCUGCCGUCCAGUGUCCUGCACCGCAUGCGCGACGAGAUUCCGUCCGGGAAGUUGGUCUCGCGCUGCGACGUGUUCCACCGCGGCCGCACCUGCUCGCAGUUCCAUCGCGACUACUUUGUCAAGGGCAUGACGUUCGCCAUUCGACUGUACGUGCCCAUUUACGCCGUUACAAGCGCUGGCUGUGGGGUCCGCGACCGGCCGCUGGUCGUGCGCUAUCUGCGCACCUGCUGCUGCCUCACGAUGCUGUACCAGGUGCCGCUGGGCUUCUCGUGCUUGUCGCCGAGCGACCGACAUCGUGCGACCGUCAGGAUGGCGGGCGCGCUGACCACGCUGGCCUUCCUGGCCGAGCACGAGCACCGUCGAGGCAGCGUCAUGAAGGCCGUGGGGGUGUACACUACCGGCGCGGUGGCCGCUCGGAUUGUGACUGCGUUGGGCAUUUCACCCACGACCGUGAAGCUGAGCCAGCUCGUGCUGUUCCAGGCUGCUAUGGCCAUCAUCUUCCAGCACGCGUCACCGGCCUCGUCUCGCUUGGCGCGAAUGCUCUACGGAUACAUUGACAAGCCCGCUGCAACGAGGGACGACGCGCGCCACAAGAGGACGUGA